GGCAUAGGGGCGGGGACAGCCCCGGGCCCCGCGGGCCGUCCGUUCGGCUCCGGGGUGUGUUACCCAAAGAAUGAUAAAGUUGGUUUUAUUUCAAGAAGUCGAUCGAAAAGAAAGCCUCAGCGUCUAGAGUUCAGCUGACGGGAAAGGGGGUGCGCAGCCUCGAGUUUGAGAGCUAUCCGGAGCCCCAAAACAGGGGUGGGCGCCAGCUCCCUGCACGCCCUGAGCUUCUAUCGUAGGGAAAGAGGAUGCUACCCUGAAAGUGGGGAUACUUGCUUUCGAUGAUGUCGGGGAGAGAGGAGGUCUAUACUGGCGGAAUUGAGAGAGUGGAGGGUCUGCACUGAAGACACUGGGGAAGGGCCGGACCAUGGGAACCCCAAAGCCACGGAUCCUGCCCUGGCUGGUGUCGCAGCUGGACCUGGGGCAACUGGAGGGCGUGGCCUGGGUGAACGAGAGCCGCACGCGCUUCCGCAUCCCUUGGAAGCACGGCCUACGGCAGGAUGCACAGGAGGAGGAUUUCAGAAUCUUCCAGGCCUGGGCCGAGGCCACUGGUGCGUACGUUCCCGGGAGGGAUAAGCCAGACCUGCCAACCUGGAAGAGGAAUUUCCGUUCUGCCCUCAACCGCAAAGAUGUGUGUUUAGCAGAGGACCGGAGCAAGGACCCUCACGACCCACAUAAGAUCUACGAGUUUGUGAACUCAGGAGUUGGGGACUUUUCCCAGCCAGACUACUCUCCGGACACCAAUGGCGGAGGCAGUACUUCUGAUACCCAGGAAAACAUUCUGGAUGAGUUACUGGGUAACAUGGUGUUGGCCCCACUGCCAGAUCCAGGACCCCCAAGCCUGGCUGUAGCCCCUCAGCACUUGCAGAGCCCCAGCUUGGACAGUCCCACUCCCUUCCCAAACCUGGAGCCCUCUGAGAACCCACUGAAGCGGCUGUUGGUGCCGGGGGAAGAGUGGGAGUUCGAGGUGACAGCCUUCUACCGGGGCCGCCAAGUCUUCCAGCAGACCAUCUCCUGCCCGGAGGGCCUGCGGCUGGUGGGGUCCGAAGUGGGCGACAGGACGCUGCCUGGAUGGCCAAUCACACUGCCAGACCCUGGCAUGUCCCUGACAGACAGGGGAGUGAUGAGCUACGUGAGGCACGUGCUGAGCUCCCUGGGUGGGGGACUGGCUCUGCGGCGGGCCGGGCAGCGGCUCUGGGCCCAGCGGCUGGGGCACUGCCACACAUACUGGGCAGUGAGCGAGGAGCUGCUCAACAGCGGGCAUGGGCCUGAUGGCGAGGUCCCCAAGGACAAGGAAGGAGGCGUGUUCGACCUGGGGCCCUUCAUUGUAGAUCUGAUCACCUUCACAGAAGGAAGUGGACGCUCACCACGCUAUGCCCUCUGGUUCUGUGUGGGGGAAUCAUGGCCCCAGGACCAGCCAUGGACCAAGAGGCUCGUGAUGGUCAAGGUUGUGCCCACGUGCCUCAGGGCCUUGGUAGAAAUCGCCCGGGUAGGGGGUGCCUCCUCCCUGGAGAACACUGUGGACCUGCACAUUUCCAACAGCCACCCACUGUCCCUCACCUCUGACCAGUACAAGGCCUACCUGCAGGACCUGGUGGAGGAUAUGGAUUUCCAGGGCCCUGGGGAGACCUGAGCCCUCGCUCCUCAUGGUGUGGCCUCUAACCUCCCCACCCCCCACCACCUCAACCAAUAAACUGGUUCCUGCUAUGAUCA
This is a messenger RNA of Macaca mulatta (Rhesus monkey), 1710 nucleotides long. It is a transcript of the gene IRF3, whose product is annotated as interferon regulatory factor 3. The record is from RefSeq and is a predicted model, not a curated record. NCBI's taxonomy places the organism in Eukaryota, Metazoa, Chordata, Mammalia, Primates, Cercopithecidae. Gene Ontology annotation, cellular component: nucleus. Gene Ontology annotation, biological process: regulation of transcription by RNA polymerase II; immune system process. Gene Ontology annotation, molecular function: DNA-binding transcription factor activity, RNA polymerase II-specific; protein binding; RNA polymerase II cis-regulatory region sequence-specific DNA binding.